This is a messenger RNA of Acipenser ruthenus (sterlet), 5073 nucleotides long. RefSeq names its product ras-associated and pleckstrin homology domains-containing protein 1-like. The coding region runs from base 484 to 4554 and encodes 1356 amino acids. The transcript has 16 exons. Gene Ontology annotation, cellular component: cytosol; plasma membrane. Lineage: Eukaryota; Metazoa; Chordata; Actinopteri; Acipenseriformes; Acipenseridae. The record is from RefSeq and is a predicted model, not a curated record. Gene Ontology annotation, biological process: signal transduction.
AGGUCUAGCAAAAAAGAGGGCAUUGCUGCGGUCGUUAGUGUGAAAAACCUAUAUGUAAUCCAGCCCAACUCAAUCAAUAUCCAUAUCAAAGGAACACCUCUAUCUGGCCAGAUAACACAGUCCUUUGCCAAGCAGCCCUGUCAGUGCGCUUUUAGUUUGAUUAGUAGAGGCUGAUUUAGGGCUAGACAGGAAAUGAGAAGCACAAACCCACAGCAAUCCUUGCUUAGUCUGCCUUAGUGCACGGCGUUGGUCACUUGAAUGAAGUUGUAACUGGAACGGGUAAAGAACGGAAAUAAUCAUAAUAAAAAAGGUACCGAACCGCGACAUAAAAUCACGUCUAAAAAAAUAAAUAAAUAAAAACAAACAUUCUGCUUUAUCACUUUUGCCUGCUGGAUUUGCGACCACAUUGCGUGUUACUAGAUUAGAUCACAGCAGGAAGGGAGAAAGGAUCCCCUCCCUAGCGAAUCCCAAGGAUUUCUGACAAUGGAGCAGGUCUCAGAUGAAGAGGUUGACCAUGCAGCAGAGGAGGACAGCGACAAAGAGGACCAGGACCUUGAUAAGAUGUUUGGAGCCUGGCUGGGGGAGCUUGACAAGCUGACACAGAGUCUGGAUGAUGGGAAGCCAGAUCAGCUGAGGAAAUCGCCACUCCGUCAAGAGACCAACCUAGCCAACUUCUCCUAUCGCUUCUCCAUGUAUAACUUGAAUGAGGCUCUGAAUCAAGGGGAUGCCGUUGAUCUGGAUGCUCUUAUGGCUGACCUCUGCUCUAUUGAGCAGGAACUGAGCACCAUCGGGUCCAAGCCAAGCGCACCCAAGCACGCCCAGGCAACAGAACAGAAAGUCAGGCAGAAACCGCCAGCGGGGCGCUCCGGUGCCAAACACAGCAGCAGUGCUCGGGCCUCCCCUUCCUCCACGGUGCGGGGCCACAAGCCCAUGCACUCCAACUACUCCCUGGACGACAUCACGGCGCAGCUGGAGCAGGCGUCCCUGAGCAUGGACGAGGCGGCGCGGCAGAGCGGGCCGUCGCUGCCCCCUCCCACCAUCCAGCACCGCAGGACGGGCUCGGCAGGCACCGUGAGCGACGCUGACGUGCGCUCCAUCAGCAACUCCUCGCGCUCCAGCUUCAACUCUGCCGCCUCCAGCAUGGAUUCCUUGGACAUCGACAAGUUGCUCCCGCCUCAGGAACUUGACAUCCUGCAGCAGGCCAAGCCCUCCACAGAGCAUGCUCCACUGCGGCGGCCCAGUAAGCAGACAAAGCAUCACCUCGACUUCACAGAAGAGGAAGUGGAAGUCGACCUGAGCACUCACUCCUAUCUGGACAGGGAAACCUCCCAGAUUCUGAAAAACAUUGCAGGGAAGCCUUCUCAUUUGCUGACCAAGGAGGAGCAGGCUGCCAAGCUGAAAGCAGAGAAGAUCAGAGUAGCUCUGGAGAAGAUCAAGGAAGCACAAGUAAAAAAGCUGGUGAUCCGAGUGCACAUGUCUGAUGACAGCUCCAAAACCAUGAUGGUGGACGAGAGACAGACAGUCAGGCAGGUCCUGGACAGCCUCUUGGAUAAGUCCCACUGUGGAUACAGUCCUGACUGGUCACUGGUAGAGACCAUUUCUGAACUGCAAAUGGAGAGGAUCUUUGAAGAUCAUGAGAACCUGGUGGAGAAUCUGGUAAACUGGACGAGAGACAGCCAGAACAAACUCAUGUUCAUCGAACGCAUUGAGAAAUACGCCUUGUUCAAGAACCCACAGAACUACUUGCUGGGGAAGAAGGAAACAUCUGAGAUGGCAGACAGAAAGAAGGAAGCCCUGCUGGAGGAGUGUUUCUGUGGAAGCUCAGUUACAGUCCCAGAGAUCGAGGGAGUCUUGUGGCUUAAGGACGAUGGGAAAAAGUCCUGGAAGAAACGCUACUUCCUGCUUCGAGCCUCUGGAAUCUAUUAUGUCCCCAAGGGCAAAGCGAAGGUCUCGCGGGACCUGGUAUGUUUUCUUCAGCUGGACCAUGUUAAUAUUUACUAUGGACAGGACUACCGCAACAAGUAUAAAGCGCCAAGUGACUACUGCUUAGCUCUGAAGCACCCCCAGAUUCAGAAGAAGUCUCAGUACAUAAAAUACCUCUGCUGCGAUGAUGUCAGAACCCUCCACCAAUGGGUGAAUGGGAUUCGUAUUGCCAAGUAUGGAAAGCAGCUCUAUGUGAACUACCAGGAGGCAAUGAAAAGGACUGAGGCAGCAUACGAUUGGUCAUCCUUGUCCAGCUCGAGUAUUACAGGAUCCAGUUCUUCCAGCUUACCAGAGUCUCACUCAAACCACUCUGACAGCGGUGUGUCCGAUAGCCCGUCUUCAGGACAUGUGCGCUCCCAGAGCAUCGUCAGCUCCAUCUUCUCCGAGGCCUGGAAGCGGGGAACACAGAUGGAGGAGACUAGCAAGACCAGGUUGGAGUCUGUCAGUAGACCCUACCCCCUUCAGCUGCCUCAGCCUCCCCCCCAGACCAGGUUAAGCAUUUCCCAUGUUUCUCCCCAGCCAUCCCCUCCCCCACCACCACCACCCCCCCCUCCACCUCUCCCUCCACCCAACCCGCCCCAGCAGGCAGCCCCCACCAUGUUCGCAAAGUACAGCACCAUCACCCGACUGCAGAACGCCGCGCAAGGAGGCAAUCAGUUCAAACCUCCCUUCUUGGGCCAGCAGGCCCCAAUGGCCCCUGCCUCACAAUCUGUGAAUACCCAGAUAACCAUCCCAGCUGGAGCUAAUGUACCCCCUCCCCCUCCACCCCCACCUCCUCCACCCCCUCCAGUCCCUGGUUCAGCCAUGGCGGUGCUAAAACCAGGGCCGCUGAGCCAGGCUGUGCCACUGUUCAUGCCGGCACCUCCGCCCCACCCACAGAAAUUCCAGACCCAUCUACAGAAUAAUGGUAUUCAGCACGUCCCACAGGCCCCGCCACCGCCUCCUCAGCCAAAGUUCCAGUCGCUUAGCAACAGCGGGAUUCAGUCACUUAGCAACAGCGGGUUCCAGGCAGCACUGGCUCAGAAAUUUUCAGGCCUUCCCCAGAAUAAUGUGGACCACGUGGCCCAGGUAGAACCUCCCCCUCCACCACCACUUCCCGCUCCGGCCCCAGCACCAGCUUCACAGGCUCCUGCCAAACCCUUUGGAGGAUUCCCACCGGUAACUGCGCCCAAACCCCCUGGGCCAGGUGCUGUGCCAAUGCCUGUAUCUCCAGUGGCAGUGGUGCCCCCUCCCCCUCCCCCUCCCCCUCCCCCUCCUCCACCUGCACCAGCCCAGCCACCUCCUCCACCAAUGAAGAAGCAGAAGAGCUUCUCAGCUGGCCACUCCUCUCUUACACCUGCCCAAAACCAGCCCCCGCCCACCCUCCCCAAGCAGCACAGCUUCUCUUACAAAGCCCCUCCAAUGUCUGCACCUAUUUCCCCAACCCCAACCCCAACCCCAACCCCAUCCCUAGUCAAGCAAAUGGCCAACCAGUUCCCUGCACCCCCACCUCCUGCUCCUGCACAGCCAGAGCCCAAAGCAUUGCCCCCUCAGUCACCACCUGCUGUCAAAGCCAAACCCAAAUGGCAGCCUGGGGGCCAGCCCCAGUCCCCUGAAUUCCCACCCCCACCACCAGAGAGCAGCCUGGCAUUCCCUCCCCCUCCCCCUCCCCCUCCCACACCUGCAGCUCCCCCCGCCCCGCCAGCGAAGAGUGGCUCUCCAGUAAAGAAGGCCUCUAAGACAUCCAGCCCUGGUGGGAAGAGGCCGCCUCCAACACCCCAGCGGAACUCCAGCAUAAAAUCCACGAGUUCAGCUGAGUACCAUGAGUCGAAGAAAGUGGAAAGCCUAAAGAACAAAUUCGGACAGGCUGCGGAAUCGUCAUCCCCAUCCUCUUCGGGAUCACCUUCUAAAGACUCUACUGGACCCCCAGCCCCUCCAAAGCCAGGGAAGCUGAAUCUAUCCAACCUGCCCAUGGUCUUCCCACAGGGCAACGGCGGGACCAGGGAGCCCACGUCCGACUUUCCCUCUCCUCCUUCAGACUGUGACUUCCCCCCACCCCCACCGGAGUACGAGCUGCUCCUCCCUCCCCCGGCUGAGCCCCCUGGUGCACCCAAAGUGGCUGUUGUCAACCCUCAGCCCCAGGCCUGGAACAAAUCCUCCCUGAAGAAGACGCCCCCACCGACGCUGCCCCGGCGUAACGACGGCACCCGCCUGUCGCUAGGAGAAGGCCCUGAGCCGCCCACAACACCUCCACCGCAUCAGCAGCAGCAGGAGGCCCCACAGCCUCCUACCUCACCCAAGGGAAACUUGUCCGUGCAGCCCAAUUUCCUGGCGGACCUGAACAGGACUCUGCAAAGGAAGUCCAUCACCAGGCACAGUUCCCUCUCCUCGGCGCGGAUGUCCAAAUUAGAGCCGACAACCACCAUGGACGAUAUGGCCCUCCCGCCACCCCCUCCUGAGCUUCUACUUGACCAACAGAAGCAGGGCUCCUACACGUCCGGCAACAUCUCAGGCUAUGCAACAUUGCGGCGUGGGCCUCCUCCGGCCCCACCAAAACGGGACCAAAGCACCAAACUCACUGGAGAGUGGUAGUGGCAAAACCAACAGACUGAACUGAUAAAAAGAGUACUAAUCAUUUAGACCAGGAUACCCUGUUAUAUCCUUAUAUUUCAAGACAGACCAAACCACCUUUAUGGCUUUUCAAUGACGUCUUUUAGCGACUUGUUCCAUAGGCAAUUCUAUAACAUAACAUGACAAUGAGAAUGACUUUUGUUGCAAUAUAUUGGUACUGCAUGGAACUCACCAUAAAUGAACAUGUUUAAACACAUGACCAUGUUUUUGGGAGGGGGUGGUGGUAUAAGAGGAGGGGGAGAGGAUGGAAUAUAGUUAUAGUUUUUAUUUAAUAUUAGAUUCUAAAGACAUUUUAAGGUUUAACAUAACGAUAAAAUGUUGCUACCCUUAUUAACCACAAAACAGAUCUAGUAAGUGAACUUUGUUAAGAUGUUCAUUUAUUUAAUUGGAGAGCAUUCUGAAUUCAAGUGUAUUUUUCUGUUCCUCUGCUUACUGUACAUAAUGAAAAUGGUAUGCUUGCUUUAAAAAGGUUGAAAUCUG